GUCUCCUAUGUAAAAGCUAUCGACAUCUGGAUGGCCGUGUGCCUUCUCUUUGUCUUUGCUGCAUUACUGGAAUAUGCAGCAGUCAACUUUGUUUCACGGCAGCACAAGGAGUUUCUGAGGCUUCGAAGAAGGCAAAGAAGACAAAACAAGGAAGAUGAAGUUACUCGUGACAGUCGAUUCAAUUUUAGUGGCUAUGGCAUGGGUCACUGCCUCCAAGUCAAAGAUGGCACAGCAGUCAAGGCUACUCCACCCAACCCGCCUCCGGCACCACCAAAGGAUUCAGAUUCCAUCAAAAAGAAGUUUGUUGACCGUGCAAAAAGGAUUGAUACAAUAUCCCGUGCUGCAUUCCCACUCGCCUUCCUCAUUUUCAACAUCUUUUACUGGAUUACAUACAAAAUUAUACGGCAUGAGGACAUUCACAAGAAAUAG
Phaethon lepturus (White-tailed tropicbird) is the source of this 429-nucleotide messenger RNA. Its product is annotated as glycine receptor subunit alpha-2-like. The record is from RefSeq and is a predicted model, not a curated record. The transcript has 2 exons. Gene Ontology annotation, biological process: monoatomic ion transmembrane transport; chloride transport. The annotation marks the transcript as partial. NCBI's taxonomy places the organism in Eukaryota, Metazoa, Chordata, Aves, Phaethontiformes, Phaethontidae. Gene Ontology annotation, cellular component: postsynaptic membrane. Gene Ontology annotation, molecular function: extracellularly glycine-gated chloride channel activity; transmembrane signaling receptor activity.